AUGUCCCGAAGACUGCGACCUAGACGAGAGAAAGAGAGAGAGAAGAGUUGCGAGAGCAAAAAUCACGAGAGCCAUGUUAUGAGGGGGACAAACGUCGAAUCUGUGGAUAUGUUACUACAUUAUUCGACUAAUCCUGUGGAUAUUCAAAUUGACGGUUGGUCAUGCGGAGAAUCGCCAAAUGUUUUUUUCCUGGCUUCUCAAAUCACGAUCACUACAAUAAUACUGUACUAUUUUAGGAUGGAGAAGAGGGAAGUGGGAAGGGGGGCUGGGGGGGGGUUAUGGAACUGGAACACCUGGGGGGUUCUACAUUAA
Molecule: messenger RNA, 312 nt
Organism: Pseudogymnoascus destructans
Lineage: Eukaryota; Fungi; Ascomycota; Leotiomycetes; Thelebolales; Thelebolaceae
Exons: 1
Coding region: 1-312 (103 amino acids)
Source: RefSeq, a predicted model, not a curated record